AGUUGUCAUGUCUGAACUCUGAAACUUGAUAAUAGAUUAAGUGGGACUAAGAUGUUCGAGGGAAAUAGUUUUUAUUUUCAUUUAAUUUUCUUAUUAUCAUUAAUAUCUUCAAGUUACAGUAAUGAUAUCUUAGGAUGUGGUGGUUUCGUAAAAAGUCAUGCCAGCAUAGACUUUUCUAAAAUCGAAAUCGGCUUAUAUACUAGAGACGGUAGUCUCAAAGAGAAGACUGAGUGCGCACCCACAAACGGUUACUAUUUCUUACCUCUAUACGAAAAGGGUGAAUAUGUUUUAAAAGUUCAUCCGCCCGCUGGAUGGAGUUUUGAGCCAUCGCAGGUAGAAUUAGACAUAGACGGUGUGACCGAUCAGUGUUCGAUCGGCCAAGACAUAAACUUCGCUUUCAACGGAUUCGGUAUAACCGGCAAGGUGAUCACCGCCGGUCAGGUCAGCGGCCCCAGUGGUAUCAAUAUACAGCUUGUGAAUGAGAAAGGAGAGACCAGAAACACAGUAACAACAUCUGGCGGAGAUUUCCAUUUCACCCCUGUGAUACCUGGAAAGUAUGUUGUUAAAGCGUCUCACCCUCGAUGGAAGUUGGAACCUGCACAUACUGUUGUGCAAGUGAAGGAAGGCAACACCGCUUUGCCUGUGGGGGUUUUAGCCGUUAAAGGCUAUGAUGUUUCGGGUUCCGUGACAUCAUUCGGCAGCCCCUUGGGUGGAGUUCAUGUACUACUUUACUCCAAAGAGGAGAAACCUAAGUUCCGCGUGGAGGGCUGCAAGACUGCACUUCUUCAAGGUGUUCCGGAUGCUCCUAUUUGUUAUUCAGUCACUGAUGCUAAUGGGGAGUUUAAGUUUGGUCUCGUGCCAGCUGGAGAGUACAAACUACUAGCUUUGGCCAAGACACCGGGGCAGACCUUCCUCACAUACAACAUCAAGCCUGAUUCGGUGCCGUUCAGUGUACUUCAUGAUAGCUUGUAUAUUAGAAAUGCUUUUGAGGUUAUGGGAUUCUCAAUCGUGGGUUCCGCUCUGUCAGCUCCGGGUGGUAGUGGUAUUGCAGGAGCUCAGGUGCUGUUGGCGGGACAAGCUGUCACCACCACUGACAAGAAGGGGCACUUCACACUCAGUGGACUGAAACCAGGGGAAUACUCACUGACCUUACAACAUGAGCACUGCAGCUGGGAGGAGAAGCAGCUGUCUGUGAGUGCGAGCGGUGUGGGGAGUCCCUUGACGAUGGUGGCGUCACGCUGGAAGGUGUGCGGGUCGUUGACCCCACCCGAAUCUCGCAUCGUGCAGCUGCGUGGACCGACGGACGAGGACCUCACAACUAAAGCUGAUGGUAGCUGGUGUUCCCUGCUGCCCCCGGGCUCGUACUCCGCGCGCGUGUCCGUCACGGAGCAGGAGCAGAGGGACGGCCUCCAGUUCUAUCCGGAGGUGCAGCACGUGUCGGUGGGCGGGGCGCCCGUCGGCGGGGUCUCCUUCAGCCAAGUGCGAGCGCGGGUGAGAGGCUCCGUGAACUGCGCCCCGUACUGCCGCGGCCUGAGAGUGGCGCUGCGCCCCCUUACAGCCGACGGGACUUACGCGGGCCCGCCACGCUACGCGAACAUCGUCGACGGAGCGUACACGUUCGAGGAGGUGGUCCCUGGCAGCGUGGAGGUGUCAGUGGUGGAGGGCGGCGCGGGCGAGGCGCGUCUGUGCUGGAGGCAGGCCGCGCACAACGUGGUGGUGGCGCAGGACCUGCCGCCCGUCACCGAGUUCACACUCACCGGCCUCGGCCUCGUCAUCACCGCCUCGCAUGACAUGGAGGUGGAGUACACGAGCGUCCACUCCUCGGGCGUGGUGAAGGUGUCUGCGGGCCGCAGCCUGGUGUGUGUGCCGCCCGCCCCUCGCUACACGCUCACCGCCCGCGGCUGUCACCGUGUCUCGCCGCCCACCGUCGACGUCGACAUGCAGGGAACGGACAUGCCGAGCGCGUCGUUCAAGGCGACGGCGCACGCCUCCACCAUCACGAUCUCGUCUCCGGAGCGCGCCACGGACGUGAGGUUGCACGUCACCACGGACGGCGGCCCCGCCACCGUGGACCUGCAGCCCGAGGCUCACGGCGACGGUUUCCUCUACACCCACACCAUGUACCUGGCCGAGGGAGAAGUGGCGUCCGUGCUGAUGGAGUCGUCGACCCUGCUGUCGGUCCCGGGCGGGCGGCAGGAUGUUGUGGGGGCGGCGAGCUGCUCCAGGGCGCUCGCCCUCAGGGCGGUUCGAGCCAGGAAAGUCACGGGCCGAGUCGUUCCGCCAGUAGAAGGUGUCACCAUCACUCUGCAGGGAGGUGACGUGAAGCUGUCUCAGGUGACCAAAGCCGACGGCCUCUACAGCUUCGGUCCCCUGGACGCGUCCGUGUCGUACAGCGUCACGGCCGAGAAGGAGUCGUACGUGUUUAGUGAGGUGGAGCCCUCGGGAGACGUGCGCGCUCACCGCCUGGCCGAGAUACAAGUACAGCUCGUCGACGACAGCAACAACCAGCCGCUAGAGGGGGCGCUGGUGUCCAUCUCCGGGGGCUCGUUCCGUCUGAACGCGCUGUCGGCGGCGGGGCGGGUGGCGGCGCGCUCGCUGGCCCCGGCCUCGUACUACGUGAAGCCACACAUGAAGGAGUACCGCUUCCAGCCGCCUCACACGCUGCUGGACGUGGCGGACGGACAGACACACACGCUCACCUUCAGAGGUGUUCGCGUGGCGUGGUCGGCCGUGGGGCGCGCCGUGUGUGUGGGCGGCUCGGGGGUCCCCGGGCUGGCCCUCCGCGCUGUGGGGGACUCCGAUUGUCACACGCAGGACGCCGUCUGCGAUCAGGACGGAUAUUUCCGCAUCCGCGGCCUGCUGCCCGGUUGUACGUAUUCCAUCCAGCUGAAGGAAUCCUCGGAGCCGGCGCGUCUAGCGGACACGCCGCUCGUCAUAAAGAUGACGGAGAGUGACGUGCUGGACCUGCGGGUGAUCGUGAUCCGGCCCCACCAGGUGUCGGACACGCUGGUGCUGGUGCGCUGCUCCAACCCCGACCACUACAAGACCCUCCGCCUGACCCUCAGCCGCGAGUCCUCUUCGCCCGUGUUCUCCACCAAGCUGGACCCGGCGGGCUACUCCCAGGUCAACAACCCCGGCCUGCUGUACCCGCUGCCUCGCCUGCCGGCCGAUAAUAACUCUUAUGUGGUGUCGUUGGAGUCUACCCUGUCCAAGGUGACUCACUCCUAUGAAGAGGCGGUGCACUACUUCGUGUCGGACGGACGCUUCCGCUACUUCGAGAUCAAUUUUGAUCCCAAGGUGAAGUCGUCGGAGCAGGAGCUCCGCCAGUCGUCGCUGCUGCUGCUGCCGCUGCUGGGAGCGCUGGUGCUGCUGUACUUCCAGAGACACCGCCUGUUGGCCCUCGCACCCGACCCCAUCAAGAGAGUAUCGCGCAAGAAGACGCAGUAGACGAUGCAUACACACAACAAUCACACAGGAAUUAACGACUCGUAAAGAACAACACGUGUUACCUGAAGACGAGCGCGCCUUUGACUUCAACCCCAGCCUCUCCUGUCCGUUUCUUCGAGGGACCUUCGCCACCAACCACGAGCACCAGCGGCACGGAAACGGUUCAAUGUUACAUUUAGAUUAGUUUAAGGAUACUCGUAUUAUCUUGUUAACUUGAUGGAACACAGAGUGCUACAGUGACUGAGGACAAUGCGGAGAGAGUCAACAUUCCACCGAGGGAAGUGUGAGCGAGCAAGCGAGUGAAAUGUUUAUAAAUAUACUGUAUAGGAGAACAUUACGGAGAAUUAGAUUAGUUAGUACUGUGUCGGUCACCUGGAUAUAUUUAUAUAUUUAUUUAUAUAUGGUUAGUCGUUCCUUGUGUCGCGUUUAUUUAAGUGUGAUGGUCAAUAAAUGGGAAUGUUCAUAGUGA
Messenger RNA from Danaus plexippus (monarch butterfly), 3916 nucleotides. RefSeq names its product BOS complex subunit NOMO1. The record is from RefSeq and is a predicted model, not a curated record. Lineage: Eukaryota; Metazoa; Arthropoda; Insecta; Lepidoptera; Nymphalidae. Gene Ontology annotation, molecular function: carbohydrate binding. The coding region runs from base 52 to 3447 and encodes 1131 amino acids. The transcript has 18 exons. Gene Ontology annotation, cellular component: endoplasmic reticulum membrane.